GUUUUCCCACCCCUAGUGCGAACGCGACUUACAACUUAAUUUUAACAUUUUAAGUAAGUUAAGCGAAUUAAGACAUGCCAGACGCCGAACAAUUGCCCGAGGGCUGGGAGAAGCGCACCAGUCGCUCCACAGGACUGAGCUAUUACCUCAACGUGCACACCAAGGAAUCGCAAUGGGAUCAGCCCACGGAGCCGGCUAAGAAAACCGGUGGAGGUGGAGGAGGAGGAUCCGGUGCCGCGUCCGUCGCCGGAGGAGACGGACCCGACGAGGUGCAGUGCCUGCAUCUGCUCGUGAAGCACAAGGGCAGCCGGCGUCCCAGUUCGUGGCGCGAGGUGAACAUCACCCGCACCAAGGAGGAGGCCCAGCUGCUCCUGGAGGUCUAUCGCAACAAGAUCGUCCAGCAGGAGGCCACCUUCGAUGAGCUGGCCCGCUCUUAUUCCGACUGCAGUUCCGCCAAGAGGGGCGGUGACCUGGGAAAGUUCGGCAGAGGUCAGAUGCAGCCGUCAUUUGAGGAGGCUGCCUUCAAAUUAAACGUGGGCCAGCUUUCCGGAAUUGUCGACAGUGACUCCGGCUUACACAUCAUUCUGCGCAAGUCUUAAAGACUCCUCGACCACCGAACCCCACAGCUCACGUCACUUCUCACAUGAAUAAAACGGAAAUUACAGCCAUUUCAAUAUA
Molecule: messenger RNA, 678 nt
Organism: Drosophila elegans
Lineage: Eukaryota; Metazoa; Arthropoda; Insecta; Diptera; Drosophilidae
Product: putative peptidyl-prolyl cis-trans isomerase dodo
Exons: 3
Coding region: 75-599 (174 amino acids)
Cellular component (GO): nucleus; cytosol
Molecular function (GO): peptidyl-prolyl cis-trans isomerase activity; protein binding
Source: RefSeq, a predicted model, not a curated record